GGUCAAGAACAGAACAGAGGAGGUGGUAUAGCCUGUUUGAUGUGUUGGUGCAUAGCAGAGUACGUGGAAUUGCUUUCAUUUCCUAGUGAAGUUAUCUCGCAUUGAGUUAUCCUGCACUGAAUGGUCCCACAGUGAAUUGUCCCACAGUGAGUUGUUCCAUGGUGAGUUGGCCAGGGCAAAUUGGCCAGAGUGAGUCAGUUGUGAUGAGUCAUCCGCAGCGAAUCGUCUGCAGCGGAUCAGCCGUGAUGAGUUGGCCAGGAGCUCUUGAAUCAUACAGAUUGCUUUCUUAUUUAACUUGAUAUGCCUAAAAAAGAUUUAUGGGUAGGAAUUGUUGAACCAGAUCCCACACCAACUGUUGACAGUGCAGGCAGCUGUGACAGUGUGAUCAGCAACAACUCCAGUUCCUUUGAAAUGAAUGACGGUGGCUUUGAUUAUCUAACAGUUGAAGAAAAAGAAUGCCUUAUGUUUCUUGAAGAAACUUUGCAUUCUUUAGAUGCUGAAGCAGACAGUGGAGUUUCUGCUGAUGAGGCAGAAGCUGUUGAACUUUCCAAACUUACAAGGACAUGGCCUACAAGAGAUGUCCCCAAAGAACUGGAUCCUGAUUAUCAUGGAAAGCAUAAACAAAUUGAUCCAAAAGGCAACACCUCUCUUUCUGGUUCAAUACCUGCUGCCAUCUUAAGUCCAGGCCACCACAGCCUUCCAAAAAAUAUCAUGGCAAAAAAUACUGUUCAUACUUCCAAGAUUUUUGUUGCCGAAGCACCAGAAACCAAUGCUGAUGAUCUGAAAACUCUCCCUCCAUUACAUCCAACUUUAUGGGACUCUUCUAAGCAUGGAACAUUGGACAUAUUGAAAGAAGUCCCUGAGAUAGGUACUCGGGGAAGAAUCUCUGAGCUGGAAUCAGUAGUAAUUCCACCUCCUGAACCAUUCCAAGACCAGAGGAAGAGCCAUCUUUUAAUAGAGCAUGAAUCAAUCCUUACUGAUUCUUGGAAACAUGCCGAAAAUGGGGCAACAUCUCAUUAUGAAAGUAAGGGGAACCAAGGUGUAAUGGAAGAAUAUGAGGCAAGAGCUGUUAAACAAGAAUUCCCACCAGAGAUGAUGGAGACAGCAGCUGGAAAUGAAUCCUUUCUGAAAUCUGUCUCUCCUAAAUGUAACAAGAAAAGUUCUGAGCAAAUUGUUAAUCAUCAAGAAAUUGAUCACAAACAUAUAUUGGAAGAAUCUCAGUUGGAUUCUAGUUUCAAGCAAGGCCCUCCUAUUGCCCCCAAACCCAGAAAAUUGCCCCCAAAUAUUAUUCUCAAAACCAGCAAAAAUAAUGUUGCGCCACUUAAUAUAGAUCCAACACAUAAGAUAAAAGCAUCAUUGCCAUUCAGCGGGAGGCCUAGAGCUGCAACUGGUGACUUUUCCAUGGAUAAAACCUAUGCUCUCCAAAAAGAACAAGGGAGGGCAAGGAGGGAGGCUCUUGAGAAACUGGGACUCCCUUUGGAUAAUGAAAAGAAUCCAGAUGAUCAAGUGAUCAAAACUUCUAUUUACUCAAAAACAAAAGAAACGUCCUACACUGGCAGUAGGGAGAAUGUAAACAUAGAUGACAUUACUCUUAGUAAGAAAUCUGUCCAGCAGUCUGACCAAACUGAUGUCAAAGAAGUCCAACCAACAGAGAUUAGCAUUCAAAGGAUCAAACAGGCAAAUUUCAAAUCUAACACACUGGAACGAUCUGGUGUAGGACUGAGCAGCUUGGGCACUUCUGGAAGUGAGGGUGAGAACUUAAAGAACAAUAAAAGAUCUUUUCUCAGCAAGAUUACUCCAAAUUUUCUCAGGAAUAACCGGAUGCGCCCAGCAUCUCUUGGCACAGGAAAAGAUUUUGUUGAUCUGAAGGAAAACAAACAACAUCAUGUUGAGUGGGACAAAGGUCAUGAGCGAAGAUCUUACCCACUUCAGCACCCUUCCAAACUUCCUAGGCCAGCAUGUGUUAGUGUAAAAAUCACCCCUAAAGGGGACACAGAAGAACACAGAAAGGAAGCUUUAAAAAAGCUUGGCCUAUUGAAGGAACAAACUUAAUAGCUGACUUAAUGCAAAGACUGUAUGUUCAGCUUUGGUUAACAUACCGUAUUUUCACGACCAAAAGCC
Molecule: messenger RNA, 2121 nt
Organism: Thamnophis sirtalis
Lineage: Eukaryota; Metazoa; Chordata; Lepidosauria; Squamata; Natricidae
Source: RefSeq, a predicted model, not a curated record